Messenger RNA from Metarhizium brunneum ARSEF 3297, 2277 nucleotides. The record is from RefSeq and is a predicted model, not a curated record. Lineage: Eukaryota; Fungi; Ascomycota; Sordariomycetes; Hypocreales; Clavicipitaceae.
AUGUCCGACUCUUUCUGUUCAAAUGUUCUGAGGGACUUGAAGAGAAGCCCUUCCUUCCCUCAGAACAGUCGUGUGCUGGCUUUCAUUGUUUUGAUAUUCUUCGGUUCACUCAUAGCUGGAACCGCUAUGAGAUCGAGUGAUGUCGAGGAAGGAGCUCAGAAGAUUGACUCCCAUCUGGAUACCGAUGCGGAGAACUCAAAACACACAACCUCAUUUUCCUCGCCAGGUGCAACUUCUACAUACAUAUCCAUAGCUGAGAGCAGCAUUCUAAUAGAUGCUGUCACGGACGUGGACACCGUUCGCCCACCGCCUGCAUUCGAUUUGCUUGCGGCACUGAUCGAGGCCUUCAAACCAGUUGUUAACACCUCUCGGGUCGCAAACUUGCCCUUAAAGAAGCAUGCUUUGGCUCAAGAAGUCAGACUAUCAGUCACCAAGCCAUCAAAAAAGCGUGAUCCGUCUGCCAGCACAACCUCAGUUGUGUCUUCUGAUAGUUUCCAAGCAGGGAGCUUAUCGUCAACGCCAUCACCGGGAAGAUUUCAACAAACUGGCCCUUCAUCAAAUGAAGUUGGCGGUCCACAAAGACGCGAACUUGAUCUUAAUAAUCCAGAGUCAGAAGUGGCUCUCUCCUUGCUAGAUACUAUAUCCGGCUUGGUUGCAAAUAUUGCUAGAAUCGAUGGGAAAAGUGCAGCAGCGUUGACCGACGCCAUGCUAGCUGUGCUUCCAGUAGAGCCUGAGGCACUUUCCUGCGCUAUUUUGAACUUUACAGAGCAGGCAUCUGUUUCGGUGGAAGAAGUUAUCCCCUUCAUUCUUCCAGCCAUUGGAAAAUCCUGGGGAAAUCCAGGAGAAGGACAGAUUCCAAAGGAGAGCUCAGAAAGCCUGAACGUCACAUUCAAAGACAUAAUUGCUCAAGGGUCAAUCGUCAUCAACCAAAUCACAACCGUUGCGGCACGAAUUCAAGCUCCAAUCAUGCAGGAAGUUUUGCAGCUGGUUGCCAAUGCUGUAUAUGCAGUGGCAAAUCACUUGGAUCAAAUUGUCUGCGCCAUUAGCCGAAAUGAUGCAGGUCUACAACUUGAUGCUCUUGCUCCAUGCGACUCAACUACCAUUGAAUCUGCAUCGGUGAAUACUUUGACGCUCAAGCCAAUAUCCUUGACAAUUGGCACCUCUUCAUUGGCAACUGCAACAUGGAACAUCAUGCCUACCGCAAACCCUGAAGCUUAUGACACGGUAUCUGAAAUACUGCCUGACCCCUAUUCAAUUUCGUCGGCUUCCAACUCAGAUAUCCUACAAACUGGGCGUUCAAUUUCAUCGCAGUUUUCUGUCACAGACCAAAGUGUUACAUGUACGGUAGGGACAUGGUUAAGCUUACGCACAACUUCCCCUGGUCUCUUACCUUGUCCGGCUUCGGCGCCUGUCUCGACGCCAGGAGUGAACCCUAAGUCAGGACCUUGUCCAGAGACAGGAUAUCAGUGCAAAGAUUGUCUCAAUGGAUGGUUUUGCCCCCCGGUAGAAACACCCCCUCAAGUUGUGCCUUGUGGAUUAGGGUGGCCUUGUUUUCACUGCAAAGACGGAUACUUCUGCUCCUCAACUGCCGCCUUGGAUCCUACUGCAUAUAUCCCGGAUAGUUACAGCGUUCCAUUGCAUCCUGCAAGCACUGAGGCAGUGGAGACCAUUAGCCCAACACUACCUUCAGCUCCCACACCCAGUCACGACUUUUGCGUCGCAGUUCCCGGCUGGACAUAUUUGGGAUGCUUUCGAGAUGCUAUUUCACGCACGCUUGUUGGAUCCAAGCCUGUAGAUUAUUUGCGAGGUUCAAUGCCGAACUAUACAUGUAUCAACCACUGUGCAGCCAAUGGCUACUCCUUCGCUGGCACUGAGCAUGGCUUCGAAUGCUGGUGUGGUUUGUCUAUCCGAGACGAUGCCGUUCGAUUACCUGAGAACUCUUGUAAUGUACCCUGUCAAGACUCGGCAAACGAGUUCUGCGGUGGAUCUUGGGUAAUUUCUGUAUUCAGAUGCGCAGAAUCUAACCCCCGAUCUGGCUCAGAGAACAGCAACUCAUCGACAUCAAAAGGAGCACAAGCAUCAACACAAGUGCCAGGCUCAUCACCGACUGUAACUACGCCACCACCAUAUCAAGAAACCCAGUCACCAUCCGCAGUGUUGGAAACGACUGCGGAUUCGCUGCUAUACGCAAGCGAGAGCAAAAGCACGCAAACGCCAUCUUCAGCCCAGCCAGGCCCAGUCGCAAAACUAUUGGCAAACGCAAGACAUUCUAAGUAG